Molecule: messenger RNA, 579 nt
Organism: Indicator indicator
Lineage: Eukaryota; Metazoa; Chordata; Aves; Piciformes; Indicatoridae
Product: WD repeat-containing protein 91-like
Biological process (GO): early endosome to late endosome transport
Cellular component (GO): early endosome membrane; extrinsic component of endosome membrane; late endosome membrane
Molecular function (GO): phosphatidylinositol 3-kinase regulator activity; protein binding
Source: RefSeq, a predicted model, not a curated record
CUGCAGUUCUCCCUGGAGCCUGAGCCCAUUGCUGUUAAAGCUUUCAACCACAACGGCAACCUGCUGGUCACGGGGGCUGCAGAUGGCAUUGUUCGUCUCUUCGAUAGGCAGCAGCACGAGUGUGCCAUGAGCUGGGAGGCUCAUGAUGGGGAAGUCUACUCCGCUGAGUUCAGCUAUGAUGAGAACACACUCUACAGCAUAGGUGGGGAUGGCAAGUUUAUUCAGUGGAACAUUCACAAAAGUGGCUUGAAGGUGUCCGAGUACGACCUCCCCAGCAAAGCCACAGGUCCUUUUGUUCUGUCUGGGUACAGUGGCUACAAGCAAGUCCAGUUCCCAAGAGGAAGGCUUUUUGCUUUUGACUCUGAGGGCAACUAUAUGGUGACAUGUUCUUCUACUGGGGGAGUCAUUUUUAAGUUAAACGGUGAGGACAAGGUGCUGGAGAGCUGCCUUGCCCUGGGAGGACACCAAGCUCCUCUUGUCACAGUGGACUGGAGUACAGCCAUGGACUGUGGGACCUGCCUCACUGCCUCCAUGGAUGGGAAGAUUAAAUUAACAACCUUACUGGCUCAAAAGUUUUAA